Messenger RNA from Bicyclus anynana (squinting bush brown), 4535 nucleotides. RefSeq lists its product as uncharacterized. Gene Ontology annotation, molecular function: protein binding. The transcript has 6 exons. The record is from RefSeq and is a predicted model, not a curated record. Lineage: Eukaryota; Metazoa; Arthropoda; Insecta; Lepidoptera; Nymphalidae. Bases 191 to 1474 code for a protein of 427 amino acids.
CACGAGUUCACUUCUGUCAGUUUUCUGUCAAAUAGGUCCAAAAUCCGAAUAAAUCAGAUUUUAAAAUUAUUAUUUAUUUUAAUUUUUUUCAAGUACAAUGCAUUUUUCUAAUUGAAAUGCUCGUAAUGUAGGUAUCACCAUAUCAUUCUCAAUUAAAAUAAUUGAGGUCCCAAUGUAAAAAAUUAAGAAUAUGACCGAAGCUGUGUAUCUCCCAUAUGAUGUUUUGGAAUUAAUAUUCAGAAAAGUGAACGGACUUACCCUUGGAAGAUGCAGACGAGUUUGUAAAUAUUGGAAAGAAUUCAUAGACAGUUCGGAAUAUUUGUGGCGCCAAAAAUGUCGAAAUGAGUUCAAACACGCGUCGAGAAUAGCCAAAAGAAAAUGCGGCCACCAAUGCAACUGGUAUCAUAUAUACCGAAAUCUCUGCCAAUGGUCCGAUUUAAAAAACUUCGACUUGGAAUUAAAGGAGUUCUACAAAUUUUCCCAUAAAGACAACCUUCACAUUCUAGACAUAGAUCAUGGGCUGUUGCCUCUGAGAGGUAAUCGUGGUACAGUUCUAUAUGACACUAGCACUUUGGAAAACAUCACUGUAUGCGUCUCCAUACCAGACCGCGAUUGUUUGAAAAUUGCUAACAAUGACAAUGUGACUAUCAUACAAGUAAAAUCUGGUGUAUUCAUUGAACGUACAGCAGAUGACCCAGAUUUCGUAACCGAAGCGUUUAUAAAUGGUGACGGCUUUGCCCUCACUGAUAACUAUUUAUUUGUAUACAUUAAUAAAGAUAUUUAUUCAUUAGAUUUGAGGUAUCGCAGUUUGUCACCUAAUUUUAUCAUGUCACUAGAAUACAGUAUUAAAGAAAUGGUUUACAGUGACAAUGCGUUGCAUUUAUUUAUUGGUUACGGGUACAUUGUGAGCUUAUUGUGGGAUCCAAAUAGUUGUUGUUGGAAACCAUCAUCAUUUAAGCCUAUAGAUUGCCCUGUGGAAUGGAUCAAACAAAUCAAACAUAUAUGUGCAGCUGACAAUCGAAAUUAUGUAUGCUAUUCACGCAAUCUAAUAAAGAUUCAGGUAGAAAAAUACAAACACCUUUAUUUGGAAUUUCCUACAAUAACAGCAUUGUUCUUCUAUGUGGAUAUUACCAUAUUUGGCACACAAACUGGAGAAAUUUUGCUAUAUAGAUUAUCUAGUCAAGCCCCAGGCCGUAAUAGGCCAACAUUUGAAACUCUUAUCAGGUUACCAGAAGGAGAAGUUGCUUUACAACUCGAUGUCUGCGAAAGAAGAACUGGCCCUUUGAUUGUAAUAUCAACAUGUUACAAAUUGUAUGUCAUAGAAGCUCCCUUUUUUCCUGACGAACAACAGACCACUGAGUCAUCUUUCACAUCUGAAAAGCUAAAUAUGUACAAAAGGAUGCGGAAAUUAAAAGAAUGGAUGAAAAUAUCUAGUAACAAUAAUAGUUCGCAGGCAUGCAAAACAAAAGAGUAAAUUUAGUUGGCUGGCUUGUUUACUAAGACAAAAAUAAUGAAAGAGAAAAAAAAGGUAGUUAAUAGGAAGUUCAUUUAUAGCAUAGUACAUCAUGUACUUGGGCACUCAAGAGAUAACACAAGUAUUUGACUGUAACUACGAUGGCCACCUAUUAUGAUAACAUUUGAGAGGUUUCAAUAGUUUAUCAAAAUGGUAUAAAUAUAACAAAACAAACAACAAUCUAGCCAUUUACUAAAAUGAGUUUAAUAAACAAAGUCGUUAUAAUAACAGGCGCCGCUUCAGGCAUCGGUGAGGGCAUUGCCACUCACUUCGCGAAACUAUCUGCAAGACUUGCUCUAAUAGAUAUUGAUGUAGAUAAACUACGUAAAGUUGCAGAGCAAUGCGAAAAUUUGAGCAAAGCAAAGGUCCUUGGAGUCCCUGCAGAUGUAUCCAAAGAUGGAGAUGUAAAACGUGCUAUAAGUGAUAUAAAACACGAAUAUGGGAAGAUCGAUGUAGUGAUAAACUGCGCGGGUAUAGCUGGCUAUAAUAGAAAUAUCUUAGAUGCAGAUCUAUUGAGUGAGUUUGAUAAAGUUAUAAGUGUCAAUCUACGAGCUAUGGUUGCUGUAACUCAUUAUGCAGCUCCAGCAUUGAUUGAGAGCAAAGGGUGUAUUGUUAAUAUAGCCAGCGUGAUGGCUAGAAUGUCUUGUAAAAGUGCUAUAUCGUACAACAUAUCAAAAGCUGGAGUAGCUCACUUUACGAGAAAUGCUGCUUUGGAUUUCGCGGAUAAAGGCGUGCGAGUCAACUCCAUAUCACCUGGUCCAGUUGAAACGAAUCUUUUGAUAAAUUCCGGAAGCAAUCAAGUAGAAAAUGCUAAAACGUGGGAGACUUUAGCUAAAACAACGCCGUUGCAGCGUAAUGUUCAUGUAAUGGAGAUAGCAGCAAUGGCUGCUUAUUUGGCAAGUGACCAAGCUAAGGGCAUAACUGGUUCAGAUUUUAUAAUAGAUUGCGGUUUCAUAUUGUCAGGGACGGUUAAUGCAACAUUUCUUCGCAACGAUGGACAUCAAAAAUAAUUACUGAUACAAAAGAUAGUUCUGUUGACCGAUUUCCUACUUUAUUUAAAAAACAAAUUCACAUAUCAUAUUAACAGACUUUAAGUUUUCUUUGUUUUUGUCCAAUUGUUGUUCGAUUAGCUGCUUAUCAGCAAUUUUAAAAAUUUUCGUUUUUAUUUCCUAAAAUUCUGGAUAGAUUUACUGUUACCAUGCAAGUUAGGUCGCGCCAAACUUCAAGUCUACUCUGAACACGAGGUGUGUGAUUGAGCAAUAAACGAAAGCAUUUCCCAGACGAGUUAAUUAUUGCUGUGCAGUUGAGAGUGUUGCAAUAUCUAAGCAGACUCGAUGUUUGGCGCGACCUAUCUACGAGUAAUAAAGUAAAAUGUAGAAAAAUAUUUAUAUGUAUAAUAGGUAUAAUUUUCUUUACCAAUAAAUUUAUUUUUUCUUUACCAAUAAAUAAAUUUAUAUUUAAUAUAAAAUUCUAAAACUGUCAAAGCAAAAUUGGCCAGUUUUUAAGUGAAAUUUUCUGCGUCCUUUUAUUAUAAGAGGUCAAUGAUUACUGAUGCGUUCUUUUAUUAUAAGAGGUCAAUGAUUACUGAUGCGUUCUUUUAUUAUAAGAGGUCAAUGAUUACUGAUGCGUUCUUUUAUUAUAAGAGGUCAAUGAUUACUGAUGCGUUCUUUUAUUAUAAGAGGUCAAUGAUUACUGAUGCGUUCUUUUAUUAUAAGAGGUCAAUGAUUACUGAUGCGUUCUUUUAUUAUAAGAGGUCAAUGAUUACUGGGUAUGACGUGACAAGUCCCGGGCCCGUAAAAAUGAUAAAAUUGUUAUUGUAUCAGCAUUUAUUAUGGACUAGCGGACGCCCGCGACUUCGUCCGCGUGAAAGUCGUUGUAAACUUUCAAUUAACUAUCCCCCCCCCCCCCAGGGACCCCUAUCCUACCCUACCCUAACGUACCUCUACCCUACCCCUACCCUACCCUAUCCCAACCCUACCCCUACCCUACCCUACCCCUGCCCUAACCCUACCCUACACUACCCCUACCCUACCCCUACCCUACCCUACCAUACCCCUACCCUACUCAUUAAGGCUGCACUUCUUUAUUUAUUCCUCCCACCGCGAGUCGCGUCGAGCGCGGCAACCGUUACACAAAAAUAAUCCUUAAUGCAUGAAUUAGUAUUCACGCGCGAUGGCUUAGCGUAUUUCAUGUAUAACUUUGUUGUUUCUUUACCGAUUUUUAUGAUUCUUUUUUUAUCGAAUAGGUAACUUUCUUAUUUGGGAUGAGUGAUGAAUGUCAUAAACAUAAGAGUAGACAACUAUAAUUAGAAAGCUCCGAACUGCUAAGCUAUCGGGAGUUACACGUGUUAUUGUGAGUCAACCAUAAAAGAUAGACAUAUAUAUGCUGUUGUGUUUUUAUAGAUAAUUUUAAGGAAAACAUUUCCGCCAUACAUGAUUUCUAUGUAGCUUUUACCAUUAAGGCAGUACACGCGACGGAAGCUUAAAAAAUUGAGUAACUUCUCCCGUUUUCUCAACAUUUCUCUUCACUGCUCUGCUCCUAUUGAUCGUAGCGUAAUGAAAAGUAUACUAUAACCUGCCCAGGAGUAUGUUGAAUAAUUGUACCAAGUUUCGUUUAAAUCCGUCCAGUAGUUUUUGUUUCUAUAAAGAACAUACAGACAGACAGACAGACAGACAGACAGACAGACAGACAGACAGACAGACAAAAAUUUUACUGAUUGCAUUUUUGGCAUCAGUAUCGAUCACUAAUCACCCCCUGAUAGUUAUUUUGGAAAUAUAUUUCAUGUACAGAAUUGACCUCUCUACAGAUUUAUUAUAAGUAUAGAUAUUGAAUUUGUUAUUAUUGUAAUUUUUUUGUUGUUAUUUGAUGUUUUUGUUAAAGUUUGCCUUGGUUUCUGUUUCCAAUAUUAUAAAUUGUUAUUAUUUCUGGAAGCCUAAGAAGACAAAUUGUACCUACCUAAUGUCUCUCAAUUUGUUGUUACAAAUAAAUAAAAAUAAUAAACAUACAUUUAUUGUUUACCUUA